AGCGAGAGUAACAAGUGGGAAAGAGAGAGGGAGGAGGAGAGGGGCGGGUAUCACAUCGACGACUUGGGAGUCGCUUCUCACUAAAGCGAGACAAGAAAAGAGCGGCUGCCGUUAGCUAUGAUCACCAUACGAUAACAGUGGAAUGACAUGCUGCGAGACAGUCCAGGAGAUCGGGAGGCAGACGUGCUGACUAGCGAAGUCGCCAGGUGGAGCCGCCGGGGGGGAGUAAACAAAUAAGAGGCGACAGGGCCGGGAGGGGGGCAAAGAUGGAAGGGAAGGGAAGUGGAACAUACAGCGCAGCGUCAGGAUGCCAUGGAGGGGAUUGAUGGAGAGGGAGAGGGAGAGGGAGAGGGAGAGGGAGAGAAUGGAUGGAGAUGGAGAUGGAGGGGAGGAGGAGAGAGGAGAGGGACGGGAGAAAAGGAAACGACCAGAAUUAAUGAAAGUGGAGAGAGAAGGAGGAAAGGGUCGAGGCCGACCGGAUCAGGCAGGCGUGAGGCCGAACGCAACGGACGAGAAUCCGGAGAAAUGAGAUCGGGGAAUUGGCGAUUCG
Molecule: messenger RNA, 550 nt
Organism: Aspergillus steynii IBT 23096
Lineage: Eukaryota; Fungi; Ascomycota; Eurotiomycetes; Eurotiales; Aspergillaceae
Exons: 1
Coding region: 308-529 (73 amino acids)
Source: RefSeq, a predicted model, not a curated record